This is a messenger RNA of Chelmon rostratus (copperband butterflyfish), 1278 nucleotides long. RefSeq names its product distal membrane arm assembly component 2 (gene dmac2). The transcript is spliced from 6 exons. Lineage: Eukaryota; Metazoa; Chordata; Actinopteri; Chaetodontiformes; Chaetodontidae. Bases 24 to 791 code for a protein of 255 amino acids. The record is from RefSeq and is a predicted model, not a curated record.
ACUAUCCGUUGGACGGCGCUAUCAUGUCGGCUCGCAUUAUGUCUCUACACAGAUGUUGCCAGCGGUCGGCUCUUCUCAUCAUUGGCAGGCGGCCGCACAGCUCCAAGUCAGCGUCUCCGCCUCCUCUGCACACCAGGCUUCUCCUCUUCCUCACCCAGCGUUUCUACGAGGUGGAGGAUCUCCUGAGCUGGAGGUCUCUGCGGAAGAGGAAGAGCAUUCAGAAGAAGCACGCUUACUAUGGCUACACUCAGAAGUUUUAUGGGCCAGACAUAGCAGCAGCAUAUUAUGUCUUGAGUAUGGAGGGAGGAUUUAGGUAUGCUGGCCAGUCAGAGUGGUUCCGUACAGACCAGAAGGGCAACUUUAAUUGGGACUUCUUGAAUUACAAAGACACACCCUUAGAGGAAGUAAACAUGAGCUCCACACUCAUCAACUACAGAGGACUGAAGAACCUGGAGGGGCAGCGAUCUUUGCGGACUCUGUCAUUACGAGGAUGUCCUGAAGUGGACGACUGGUUCCUGGCCAGGCUCCAUUUAUUUCAGGACUCCCUGGAGGAAUUGGACAUCUCUCACUGUCCACGCAUCACUAUAGGCGGCCUGGCAGCACUCAGGAAUCUCAAAGGACUACAACGCCUAGAUGUGUCAUCCCUCCCUGGGAUCUCAUGUCCUGGGUUGGUCAUUAUCCUGCUGGAGGAGAUGUUACCCCAGUGCCAGAUCACAGCUGCUGGCUACGACUUCAGCCUGAGGCAGGAGAGAGGAGAGGGGUACGAGGAGCAAAUGCAAGAGCAGAGGUAGGGCAUGGACCGGCAUGGAGUUCAGAAAGAGACCUCUAAGAGAGCGCUCCUGUCAGUUCACCGUAGCCUGACAGAAAGGACAGUGAUGGAGCAAAGAGACGUACAGAGGAAACACCUGACAUAAGAACAGGGGAGGCCGUGAGUCAGAUUUUUGCAGCAACGCAGCCAUCACAGCUUGUUUUCAGUUUUGGACCACACCAGUGUCCGCUAACAUCAAGUCUUGAUGAACCUGCUAAAAACUCAUAUUUGAUUGGACAGUGGCAUCAUCCAAUUAGAUAUAAGCACAUUAAGAAAAAAGAAUACAGCAAGCGUGGCACAAAAAUGUUCUGUCUGAAGUUUCGUUUGAAAUUUUUUUUUUUUUUUUUUUUUUGCCAUUGUCAUCUCUGGUGUGCGUAUAUCAUCGCAGUCUGCUUGUAUUCUUCCAGAAUCAACUUGUUGUCAUGUGUGCACAUUUAUGAUGCAAAAUCAUGUCUGUGUGAAGCUAGUUA